Molecule: messenger RNA, 2231 nt
Organism: Drosophila erecta
Lineage: Eukaryota; Metazoa; Arthropoda; Insecta; Diptera; Drosophilidae
Exons: 1
Coding region: 16-2055 (679 amino acids)
Biological process (GO): regulation of cilium assembly
Cellular component (GO): centrosome
Source: RefSeq, a predicted model, not a curated record
UGAACAUAAAUCGCGAUGGCAGAGAAUACGGAGUACACCGAUGAGGGCGGCGAGUUCGAGGACGAUGAGAACCUGUACAUUGGGGAGCAGCACAUGAUGGAGGAGGGGCCCGAUGAGGACCUCUUCUCCAAGCUGGGCGAGUCCUCCGACGAUCCCGAGCAGAAGCGCAUGUACAUGGAGUACCUGGCGCUGAUCAAGGAGAUCGACUGCCAGAACAAGAUCAUCCAGGACAUCAAGGGCAACAUCAUGGACAUGUGCGCCAAGCCCUGCAAGACCCGCAACGAACUGAGGGAGAUCAAGCGCUUGAGAAUCUGCAUGGAGCAGGAGAACAUCAAGCUGCACACCAUGAUGAACAGGGCGGUGCAGCUGCAGAACUUCGGCUCCCAUCGGCACUACAAGGAGCUGCCCAUGACCACCACCGUGGACGAGGACAACUUGUCCCCGUAUAUGUGUGGCAUAGGACCUUGUGCUCCAGCUGGCAGCGCCACGGAUCCCUGCAGCGAUGAGCCCAGCUCGUGUGCCAGUGUUUGUGGUGGCGGCGGUGGAGGCGGCGGAGGCCAACGCGAUAUGGCCGGUCAGGACGACAAGCUGAUCUGCGCCCUGCAAAAGGCCAUGCAGAAGAUGAAGGGUGCCUGUCCGGAGGACAAGAAGAUGAUCGAGGAGAUCGCCUGCGCCAUCAUGAGCUGCAAUAAGCAGCCGGUCUGUGUGCCGGGUCCCUGCCCAAAGCCCUGUCCGCCACCACCCUGUCCAGGUACUUGCCAAGGUCCUUGCCCGGAAAGCAGCAGCAGCAGCAUUGCCCCAUGUCCUCCACCCUGCCCGUCUAAGCGGAAGGCUCAAAAGGCUCCCUGUCCCCAGCCACAGCCACCUGGCAAGUGCGAGUCCUUGGAGAAACUGAAGCGGCGCAUCCAAUCCAUGCAGACCUCGGUGAAGAAGUUGCUCCAGGAGGUAACCAACCGGGAUGCGUCCGAGCCCUGUGACGUCGACGACGAUGACGAUGAAGGAGAGGAGGACCCCUGCUCCCGGCCAUGUCCUCCCAGGCCACCGUGUCCCGAGGAUCCUGAUCCACUGGUCAUCUGCGGCGGAAAGCGGAACACCAAGGCCGACAAGUACGAGAAGAUGAAGGAGAACUACACCAGGCUGCUAACCGAAUUUCAGCGCAAGGACUGCCAGAUGAAGGAGAUGCAGAAGCGGAUGAAAGGUAUUUGUGGUCCCUGUCCAUCAAAGGGGGGCGACGGGGAUGCCGAUGCCGCCGAGCUGAAUCUACUUCGAUCCCGGGUCAACGAGCUCAAGGAGGAGCAGCUGGAGUUCAAAUGCAUCAUGAAGGAGCAGUCGCAGCAGUUGGAGGAUUACCGCAACAAGUACCUGCUGGCCCAGCAGAAGGUCGAGGAGCAGUGCGUCUCCCUGGAGAAGCUGAACAUGAACAACAAACGCAUCGAACAGCAGAUCAACACGGAGGUGAAGGAGAUUCGAGCCAAGUUUCAAGAGAAGCUGAACGAGCUGCUGCACUUCCCCAAGCUCCUAGAGAAUGAGCAGCUGAAGCUGGCCCAGGUUUGCAAGGAGAAGGACGAGAUGCAGACGAAACUGGUGGUGGUCUGCAAGGAGCUGAAGGCCUGCAAGACGCAGAUGGAGCAGCAGCCCAACGUCGAUGUGCGGCCUCAGCUGGCCCAGUGCCAAAUGGAACUGACCCAGGCCAGGAAUGAACUGGAGGAGCUCCUGCGACAGCGGGAUCUCUUCUGCGAACAGCUCAAGUCCACCCAAGACGAUCUGGAUACACUGCGAACGGAGUCCGCCAAGAUUAUAGCCGGCACCAAGGAACGAGCCGAGUUGAUCAAGUCCCAGCAGCAGGAGCAGAUCAAUCGGCUGGAGAAGGAGUUGGCUCAGUGCCGAGCAACUGCCUCGCUGUCGGUCAACGAUCGGGAGGCUGUCAUCCGCGAGAUGCAGGGCCAACUGAACACACUCUCCUACAGCUUCGAUGCCGCCCAGAAGCAGAUCAAAACGCUGCGCAAUCACAUCGCAUAUGUGUCCAACGAAAACUGCUUCCCCGUCAAGUGCUAAAUGGGAAAAGAUCGGGAACCACUUCGAAUUCACAAAGCAUUUUAAGCAUAAGCCGUAUCUGUGAUAAGAAAUGUAGCAUGCGUUCGAAAACCAUUCACAAAGCUUGUCAUUCAAAUCUAUUUGUAACUCAAAUUUUAAAUAUUCCAAUUGAAAUAUAAGUAAUCUUUCGGCAAAUA